This is a messenger RNA of Oncorhynchus kisutch (coho salmon), 2228 nucleotides long. Its product is annotated as homeobox protein HMX3. Gene Ontology annotation, cellular component: nucleus. Gene Ontology annotation, biological process: regulation of transcription by RNA polymerase II. The transcript is spliced from 2 exons. The coding region runs from base 574 to 1503 and encodes 309 amino acids. Gene Ontology annotation, molecular function: RNA polymerase II transcription regulatory region sequence-specific DNA binding; DNA-binding transcription factor activity, RNA polymerase II-specific. The record is from RefSeq and is a predicted model, not a curated record. NCBI's taxonomy places the organism in Eukaryota, Metazoa, Chordata, Actinopteri, Salmoniformes, Salmonidae.
AAAUAUCAAUGGGGGAUGUCCCAAGGAUCCCGCCUAGCAGGCCGACCCUACCUACUACCCUGCUCCUGUCCCCUCCCUCCCUUCCUCUGCACUUCUCUUCUCCCCCGUAGGCCUACCCUACCUAUUCUUGUCCUCCUGUCCCCUCCCUUCCACUCCUCUCCAGUUUCAUCUCAAAUCCAAUUUGCCAUUGUAGCCUACAUGCCCAAUCGCCCAGGACUGCGCGCAUUUAACAGUUUUAUGUAAUCGUUAGUAGAAUGCGGUGCAAGUCUGACGCAUUGAUCAUUGUGCCAUUUAUCAUUGCUGCGAUCAUUCCAGGACAGACCUGCCUCAAGAUUUAUGCUACAUUUUACAUUUAAAUUCGAGUCAUUUAGCAGAUGCUCUUAUCCAGAGUGAUUUACAGAAGUGAGUACAUACAUUUUCGCACUUUUUAAAAAAUAUAUUUUUUUCUUUAUUCUCAAAGCAUUAACAAAAAUAGGCCUAUGUUUUACUGAAACACCACGUUUGGGUAACCGGAAUAAAGCAACAAUAUAUUCAACUGUUUCUCUUGACGUUUGUUUGCUGUGAGUCAUUCAAAUGGACAAUAAACAUUCACAAGCGAAGGCAGAGACGGCACAGGAGACCCGUCCGCCCGCUAAAGACUCACCUUUCUCUAUCAAGAACCUGCUCAACUUCGACAGUAAACCUUCCAAGCCGAAGACGCUGCUUGCCACCACCAAAGGACUAUUGGAAGGAGGUUUCUCUCUCUCCCGGAUCGGUGAUUUAACUUUUCCUAGUUUUGACAUCCCAGCCCAGAGAUUUGGAUUAUCGGCGCACUAUUUGGAACGACCGUCGGCGUGGUGGUAUCCCUACGCGCUUGGCACAUCGGGACACCAUCUCUACAGGACCGGAGGGUUUGAGAAGGCCGUCGUGAGAGACACAUCAUCAACAGGCGGGGACCGAGACACACCGGAGCUGCUGCGAAAAUCACCCGACCAAGACGACCAAGAUGACGACAAAAACAAAAGUACUGAUGAUGUCGUUCUGGAGGAGAGUGAUGGGGAUGAACCAAAGAAGGAAGUAGAGUUGGUGGAUGACUGGAGGAAAAUUAAAGACGAGAACACGGAUAAAAAAACGUGUCGGAAAAAGAAAACGCGGACAGUCUUUUCAAGGAGUCAGGUAUUUCGGUUGGAGUCAACGUUCGAUAUGAAACGGUACCUCAGUAGCUCGGAACGGGCAGGCCUGGCGGCAUCCCUACACCUCACAGAGACCCAGGUGAAAAUCUGGUUCCAGAACAGAAGGAACAAGUGGAAACGACAGUUGGCCGCGGAACUCGAAGCGGCCAAUCUGAGCCACGCCGCGGCCCAGAGGAUAGUCCGCGUUCCCAUAUUGUACCACGAGAACAGCGGCUCAGAAACUGGCAGCGCUGGGAACGUGUCAGUCAGUCAGUCCCUACUAACAUUCCCUCAUCAAAUGUACUAUUCACAUCCACUAGUCACAUCCGUGCCGCUGCUGAGACCAGUUUGAGAGACUCAUUUAUUGUGUUGAUAUUUCUGUAUUGUAAUUUAUGUAUUACAAACAUUAUUAGGCCUAUUUUUAUUUAUUUUUAAUCUAUGAUAAUAGUUGGUGUUGGUUAAAAGGCUUUGUAUAUUGUACAGGUCUAUUAUGACAAAUGUUGUAUUUAUUAUAAUUAUUAUUAUAAUUAUUUGUAUUCCCGUGUCCAAAACUGAAAUAUUUCCUCCUAAUCAAAUAAUUUCAUAUUAAAUUGUUGUGCGUCCAAAGUAAUCUGAACAUUUGGUAUUGAUAUUGCUUUGAUUUAACUGAUCGGUUUAAUAUAUAUGUUUUUAAACAGGGUGGAAACGUAUAGGUCUGUGUCUCCAUGUAGCCUACGACAUUUGACAAUGAAUUACAUCGAUGUUUUGUGUGCGAUUAAAACAAAUCCUAAGUAAAGUUAAUAUUUCAUCAUGUAUAGCCGUUUAUGUGUAAUAGUUCUGUAGUUCUACUGUUCGCUUCACGUACACGGUAUAAUGGCUCACAGCUGAAAAAUAACUACUACUUUGACCUAUAUCGUUUUAUAGCGCAAGACAGUGAGGACAAAUCAUACGUUCUUAAGUAUGGAAACAUAGGCUAUAGGUCUCACAAUGUUAUCGCAGACUUGUAAUUAAAAAAAAAUCCGUCAUAAGAGUUUCACCAAAUGGCCAAAACAUGGAGAUUUUUUAUUUGUUACAUUGCUGAAUAAAUCGUGAAAUACG